GUUGCGGACUUCCUCGGCCAUGAUAUUCGUGUCCACAGAGAAUACUACAGGCUUCCAGAGGCGACAACACAGCUGGCCAAAAUAUCCAAGCUACUGCUUGCCAUGGAGAAGGGGUCCAUCACAAACCUUCAGGGCAAAACUCUUGAAGAGAUUGAGAUAGAAGAUAACCUUGACUUCACUGCUUCUGAAGCAAGUGAAGAAAGUGAAGCUGACGGAGAGGAUCAGCCCUCAGAUCCACAAACAGACAUGGGACAGGAGAGAGCUGUGCUACCUGUCAACAACCCUUCAGCUGCCUCAGAUGACUUCAGAGAUGACUCUGCCCUUCUAAAGACUUCUAGUGGACAGGAGAGAACUGUACAACCUGUUGACAACCCUUCAGCUGCCUCUGAUGGUGACACUGCUCUUGAAGGGACAUCUAAAGAGGAUAAUGGGAAGAAAAAGUCCAGCAGGAAAAAAAAACGUCAUGAACAAAGUGCGAUUACCAAAAAUGCUGGAGUGGACGAUCCCAGGAGGAAAAUAAAGCAUCCAUGGUCUCCAGCUGAGGUUGCAGCUGUGAUGAGACAUUUUAAAGAUCACAUCAACAAUGGUAAACUCGUCACUAUGAUUCAGUGCCAGCAGUGCAAGACCGCUGAGCAUCAUGUUCUUGCCGACCGCACUCUUCAAAAUAUAAGAGAUUUUGUUAGAAAUCGUGGCAUAACACUGAAGAGGAAGAACCAAUAAGUACAGAGAGAGAUGAUGUUUUGUUUUUAUGUGUUAAAAGAUAAGAGCUGAGCUCUGUUAAGUGGCGACAAAGCCACAAAAAAUAAAGUUGGUUCUUUAACAACUUUAACAACUGGUUAUACCUGGUGUAAUGUCUUUGUCUAUCAGAUAUGUAUUAAUAGGUUUUACCCGAGGUGGAUAAUGACUAUUGUAUACUGAGGAUGUCUUACACACAUGCCACAGAUCAGGUAUGUCUUUAAAUUUCACAAUGGUAUUGUGUUCAUCUAUUUGUCCUCAUAUACUGGUUGUGACCUAUUAAUGCACAUUACUUUCAUUUUUGUGUUUGUGUGAAUCCAUGUUCCAGCAAGUCACCUGUGACCCUCCAAGUCACAUUAGUGUCAGUGUUUGUGUGUUGUAUAACAACAGUCCUUAUUAAUCAAGUUGGUUCUUAUAAUUCUCCUUUUUGUCAUGGGCGGGGUUUAGCAGCUCAUUAACUUUGUCCUUACAAGUCGUCGUAGUGUCAGGUUGUUGUAACUUGCGUUGCUUUUUGUGUUUCUGACUUUUGAAGUGAGAUUUGCAGAGUACAGCCCAAACCAAAUUUUUUGAUAUAUGCCACACCUCUGGGAAACAAGCGGAAAGGGGUGCCACCCUAAUACACCAAAAAACUUGUUUGGCGAGAGGUGUCCUUGUAGUUCACAAAAACCCGUAUGUGUGUGUGUGUGUGUGUGUGUGUGUGUGUGUGUGUGUGUGUGUGUGUGUGUGUGUGUGUGUGUGUG
Molecule: messenger RNA, 1475 nt
Organism: Doryrhamphus excisus (bluestripe pipefish)
Lineage: Eukaryota; Metazoa; Chordata; Actinopteri; Syngnathiformes; Syngnathidae
Source: RefSeq, a predicted model, not a curated record